Tremella mesenterica DSM 1558 is the source of this 1329-nucleotide messenger RNA. RefSeq lists its product as uncharacterized. NCBI's taxonomy places the organism in Eukaryota, Fungi, Basidiomycota, Tremellomycetes, Tremellales, Tremellaceae. The record is from RefSeq and is a predicted model, not a curated record. Bases 1 to 1329 code for a protein of 442 amino acids. The transcript has 3 exons.
AUGUCAGGUCGUCCGCCCACCGCCUCGCCCACCGCCUCGACGCCCGUCUCGAGAAUGGUCCUCAGUCGGUUGUUGAGACUGGCUCCAAAGCAGGAGACUCUCUCUCUCUCCGAUGAAGCACGCCUGUACAAAGCCCUUGAAGGCAACGUCUGGCCGUGGUCCCCCUCGUCAAAGAACGCCAGGUUUCAAUUGAAUAGUUAUCUUUUGGACCCAACAGCUCUUGGAAAUGCUGCCUCCUCCCUUCGACGAUUUGACUCUCAGUGGAAGAAGCUCCCCCCACUGACAAACAACGUGUCAACACUAAGGGGAAGGAUCACUGAGUGCAUGGCUGUCAACUCAAAACCACAGCCCGGAUCUGAGAUGGUCCCACUUUAUGUACCAAAUACGGUCAUUGAAGCUAUCUCGACAGGGGGCAGUAUUGCUGAUGGGUUGAUGACCUGUCUCACGUUGCAGAGCGCUACUGGAAUAGCUGGCCUCCUACAUGUAAUUGCAACUUGUUCAGGUACCAAGUGUAAACAGCAGCUCAAUGUACUCCUUGAUACAGAAACCCAGGCAGACGGGCCCAUAGAAGGCAAAUCAAGUGUGCUCAACAUUGACAAACAGUGGCAGACACUGGUCAACAGAUGCACUGGAAUAGCUACGCCUGAAGCUCUUGCUUCAAGCUCGGUCUCCUCCUUUGUCAAAAAACUUUUGGACCGCAUGACGCAAGCACAUGAUGUGUUCCUUGGAUCCUUCACAGCCAGUGAAAAGCAAUGGACAUUCAAGGUGGAGAGUUCAUGGCACCCCGGCAAGGACGCUUUGAUGCAAGGCGAAUACUUUCAAGCAGCACUGGCAAUGGUGACACAUGAUGGUGCUGAUUAUGCAGAAAAGGUCUGUGAUUUCAUCCAAAAGGGUGAAGCCUUGAAACAAUAUGAACCCUGGGGUGCUGAGAGUAAUGGAGAACAGACCGAGCUAAGUGCUGAAGAGAAAGGAGAGAUAACUGAUCCCACGGACACUUUGAGCGGCAAGGGGAGACAACACAACAAUGGCAAAGCCAAGUGCAAGAUAUUGACCCUUGCACACAUUCCAGGAAGGAGAAAGGUCUCACAAGAACCUCCUGCACCACAGACUAGCAUUCAGUCCUUGGUGGAAAUGGUCGAGUACCUUGGACAAGAACAUAAGAAACAUCCUAAUUUCAAAAAGAUUCUCCAGGAUCUUGUGGAUUGGAACGAGAAGUCAGGCUGGUCAGACCCUACUGAAGAUCCGAAUAUCACUGUGACAUCUCAAACUCAGAGUGGUGACGUGACUCCGGCACCGACGAUCCACACAACAAGUGGAGCGGGAAUCUGA